Dermacentor andersoni is the source of this 1379-nucleotide messenger RNA. RefSeq lists its product as uncharacterized. Gene Ontology annotation, biological process: regulation of gene expression. NCBI's taxonomy places the organism in Eukaryota, Metazoa, Arthropoda, Arachnida, Ixodida, Ixodidae. Gene Ontology annotation, cellular component: nucleus. The record is from RefSeq and is a predicted model, not a curated record.
ACAGGUGAGAUGCCAUUUCAAUGUCCUUCAUGUCUUCGGAGCUUCUCACGUAAGGCCAGCCUUAUAAUCCACCUGCGCACUCACACAGGCGAGAAGCCAUAUCAGUGUCCUUCAUGCUCGCGGAGCUUUUCAGAAAAGUACAACCUUAUGAGACACAUGCGCAUCCACACAGGUGAGAGGCCAUAUCAGUGCCCUUCAUGCUCUCAGAGCUUCUCGGAAAAGGGCAAUCUUAUGAAACACCUGCGCACCCACACGGGUGAGAAGCCAUAUCAGUGCCCUUCAUGCUCGCAGAGCUUCUCAGAAAAGGGCAACCUUAUAAAGCACCUACGCACCCACACAGGUGAGAGGCCAUAUCAGUGUCCUUUAUGCUCUCUGAGCUUCACACAUAAGCGCCACAUGAAAAACCACCUGCGCACCCACACAGGUGAGAAGCCGUUUCAUUGUCCUUCAUGCCUUAAGAGCUUCAUACGAAAGACCAGCCUGACAUGCCACCUACGAACCCACACAGGCGAGAAGCCCUAUCAGUGCCCUUCAUGCUCUCGGAGUUUCUCGUUAAAGGGUGCCCUGAACAUACACCAGCGCAUUCAUACAGGUGACCGGCCAUACAGUUGCACCGUCUGUUCCAGGUCCUUUACGCAGUCUAAUCACUUGAGCAGACAUAAGAGAGCACAGCACCCUGAUAGUGUAGGGUAGGUCGACAACCAUGUUAAAGUAGAGUUCGAAUUAAAGAUCUACAGAUGUGUGGCUUGCUGCAUAGCAUUGUACUGCAUCAAGUAACACAAGUGUCUUCAUGUGCCCUUAAAGGGGCCCUGAAACACUUUUUUUCGGGUCACCAUAUUUGCUCUAGAUCUUUUCGCAGCAUGUCAUAGAACAUACAGUAAAAGAAAUUAUGAAAAGUGACCCACACAACGCUGUUAUAGCUGAAAAAUAAUUAAAUAUACAGUUAAACCUUAAUAUAAUGAAGACAAUAAAAUCAGCAAUUUGCUUUGCUAUAUUGUGAUAUUUGAUUAUUGAAGAAGUACAUUCAAUAGUUCUUUCGAUCUCAAACAUUACUGUUUGCAUGCCCAUACAAAAUAUGUAUGUUCAAUGUAAUAUUUAAUAUUAUACUACAAAUGCCUGAAUGAUCUGCUUUCUAAGUUUUGUGUUCUUGUUUUGUUCUUUUCAGUAUUUUCUUUUGGUACAUAUGAACAUGUUCUGUUAGACCCAUUUGCCUCUAUGUUCUGGUAUACAUGGUUCAUCUUAGAGAGACUUUGAUCUUAUUCUAUUCACACAUUUUUUUUUUACAGAUGAAUACUUUUUUAGAGCAGUUGAUUGUUCGAAAGUUAGCUUUCCACUGUCUGUUUCAUCAGAGCACCAAAUAAAAUACUGUUUAAUAAGUA